UGUUGAAAGACUAUAACGUUAAAAGUAAUCUCCGAAUUCGCAUGAAAAUAACAACUGGAAAUCAACAAUUUUUGACGCCAUGAAAGUUACCCUUCAUGUCUGAUGGCUGCUAAUUCAAUUGCGUCAAGCUCAUCCUUCAAGUCAGACAUUUACGGAUUGUCAAAUGAGGCAGUGGAUAAGAUUACUUCCUCUAGCCCUAACAUCGACAGUAUCACAGUGGAAAAUUCCGUUGACGUUACGAUUGGUAAUAGAACAUUUUUCAAUUCACCAAAUAUGCCGGAAGAUUUAAGCGUAGGAAAAACGGUUGAUGAUACCAAAACUAUGAACCAAUCAGGACCAAAUGAUCGUAAUUUUUAUCGGAAUAGACGACUCAAUUUUUGCAUUUGUACAGCUUUGGCAGUGAUAAUAGCAACAUUAGUUUUGGUUAUUUGUUUUUCGAAGUAUUUUGGAGGACCACCAAAGGAAUCAUCUACAUGUGAAGAAGUACCUUCGGAUCCAUCCUACCUUGCAUGUGGAUAUGAAUCUUCAUGUUCCGUUUGUGGUAGGCAAUAUCCAGAUAAAGAAAUUUGUCAGUCGUAUUAUGCAGCUAGCUGUGGCGAAAUACGUUGCUUCUGUAAACCUUAUUGUGCAUCACAAGAUUGCCUAUCUAGCGACGCUAGACGUUCUAACAAUCAGUCAUUUGUUUUUUCAUGAUUUUUUGUCACAAUGAAGCUUUUCAAAU
This is a messenger RNA of Bradysia coprophila, 721 nucleotides long. RefSeq lists its product as uncharacterized. The record is from RefSeq and is a predicted model, not a curated record. NCBI's taxonomy places the organism in Eukaryota, Metazoa, Arthropoda, Insecta, Diptera, Sciaridae.